CUGCCUGGUGCCAUUGGGGUUAGGGCUAUGGAGGGAGGUACCAUGGCUUGGGAAGUGUCUGGGGACUGUCACUAACCAGCAGAAAGGGAGCCUUGUGAAGGACAGGGAGGCAUCAAAGGUUGGCAAUCAUGCCCUCAGUGGCUGUGGGGCCAGGCACAAUCUGGCUGUGCCUCUUGCAAGCACAGCACCACAUCUCCCAUCCCACCAUUCCCCUUCCAGCUGGUUGCGGAUCAUCCCUCUCCACCCAGCUGGGGCAGGGGCCAGGAAGGGGAUGUUUCAUCCUUGUGGUGAUGCUCAGUUUAGGAUGAAGAUGCUCCUGCAUUUGCUGGUUAGGGCCAUCAACCCCUUGGCAGGACUGUGGGGAGAAAGGGAAAGCAAAAAGCCUGGAGCUGGUGGUGGGAAGGAGCCACGGGGGAAACGCCGCGGCUCUGGCGGCUGCUGCCGUUGCUGUGGGCUGGGACAGGAGGUCACUUGCCAACCCACAGGAAGUAGUGAGGGGUUCCCAGAAGGGAAAUGAGGAACAGCUCUUGCCUCAGAAGUGGCCACAAGCCCUGGGGGAGCCUAGGGUAGGGCAGAGCUGCCGGGACAAGGGGAGCAGAGUGUGCUGGGAUGGCCAGGUGCAGCUGGGAGACUCCACAAAGUGGCAUGAACUUGUUCCUGGGCACUGUCCUGCUGCUCCUGCUGCUGCCUGAUGUUGCCGUAGGACAGAACAGCUGUUCUGCCCUGGCUCGGGGUGAUGAGCACCCCGAGUGCUGCAACAUGACGGUGGAGCAGCAGAGCCCCGGCGACAGCCGCCACAUCCUCGGCUUGUCGCGGCGCUGCCCGGAGCUGUGGCGCUCCGCCAGCCGCGCCUGUGCCUGCCUGCGGGAGCGCUCCUUCAGGCUGCUGCAGUCGGGGCAGCACAGCUGGCUGGAUGGCCUCAAGACGCUGCUCAUGAUUGUCACCAGGGCUGUCCCCCGUGACAUCCUCAUCGCCUUCUCCCCCACUGAGGGCCCCAGCAGGCUGAACACCACAGAGAAAGGGAAUGCAGGUAAAAUCCACCUCCCCAAGGAGAUAUUCCGGUCCCUGAGUAACAAAACGGUGCCUGUGGUGGUGACAGUCCUCAAUAUCCAGCAGCUUGGCAUGUUCAAGGUACAGGCUGGCAUUGCCAGCAUCCUUCAUGCUGCCACCAGCACUUGCCACCCACCAGCUCAGCUCUUGCAGCGCUUCCCCUCCACAGGAAAACAAACAGACAGCUCAGGUGCUGGACAACACCGUGGUGGGCAUCACAGUGGGAGAGAGCAGCAUCUCGGGGCUGCAGGAGCCUGUGCAGCUCACCUUCACCCACAGGGAGCUGCCCCAAGUGAGUCAGCCCUGCCUCCCUCCCUCUCCCCUCCAGUGCCCAUCCUGUGCCAUCGGCUGACGCUGCUCUCCCCCUGCAGGGCAUCACCCCUCAAUGUGUCUUCUGGGAUCCCAGCAAAGGUACACCCUGCUGGGGGCAGGUGUGGGGCUGGCACAGCUGCUGUACAGCACUCACAGCUGCUCCCCGUGCCUGUUGCAGGGCAGGCUGGAGGCUGGUGCAGCAGGGGAUGUGUCACACAGACCGGGGACAAGGGGACAGUCUGCUCCUGUGACCACCUCAGCUUCUUCACCCUCCUCCUGAACCCAGCUCUGGAUGGCUCCACAGCAAAAGCUUUGACAGCUGUUGCCACCGCUGGCUGUGGAGUAGCCAUGGCUUUCUCCAUCUUCACCAUGGCCUUCUGCAUCUUCAUAAGGUGCAGGUUCAGGUUUGAGGAGACCGUCCGCACCAACCUGGGGCUGCACGUGAACCUCAUGGGCAGCCUGUUCCUGCUCAACCUGGCCUUCCUGCUCAACAGUGGGCUCGCUGGCAGGACCCACCCAAGCACCUGCAGGGUCCUGGGGGGGUUCACCCACUACUGCCUGCUCUGCUGCUUCACCUGGACAGCACUGGAGGGCUGCCAGCUCUACCUGCUCUUCGUCAAGGUCCUCGGCAUCUACAUCCACCACUACCUGGCCAAGCUGUGCCUGGUGGGCUGGGGCUUCCCUGUUCUUGUGGUGGGAAUAGCAGGAGCUAUUGGCAGCUAUGGAGAAUACAGCAUCCAGACCAUGGACCACCAGGACAUAGCCAACCUGUGCUGGAUCACUUCCAAACAUCUUCUGGUCCACUACAUCACCAACUGUGGCUACUUUGGCCUCAUCUUCCUCUUCAACAUGGCUAUCUUUGGGGUGGUGACCCAGAAGAGCUGCAGCUUGCAGGGCACUGGGGCAGUGCAGGGAAACCAAAAUCCCUGGAAGGUGGCUCUGGUGGCAGCAGGGCUUUUCUGCCUGCUGGGAGCCACUUGGGCCACGGUGUUCCUCACCUAUGGCAUCUCCUCCACAGCCGUGCUGUACCUCUUCACCAUCCUCAACUCUUCCCAAGGAAUCUUCAUAUUCAUCUGGUUGGUUGUCCUCUACUACCCAAAGACCAGGGAGACCACUGGUUCCCUCUCCUACAUCAUCAGACAUGACAAAACUACCACAGCUUCCCAGGACUAGCUCCUGGCUGGACCAGCUCCUGGCUGGACAUCUCUUCCUGCCUGCACCUGCAUCCACUGAGAGCAGUCUUUGAUCCUGGCAGAUGCAGCUUCCUCACAGAGGCAGAGAUCAGUUAACCAUGCCUCAGUUUACCCUCCAGUGGGCAUGAUCCACCUCAGCAGGGCUCUUUGCUUUGUCCCUUUCAUUCCUGGUGGACUGCCCUGGGCAAGGAGUUCCAGAGAUGAUGCUUCUACAAAGUCCCUCCAGGCUGCAGUUCCAUGGUCUUGAGGUGCCCCUGAUCUCAUUCCCCAAGGGACAAGGAGGAAGCCCACAAGGCACCUGCCUUCAGCCAGGAUGGAGCCAUCACCUCUUUGCUAGAGGUGGCUUUUGGUGCUGAAUCAGCCUGGUAGUGAGUUUCCUGCCACUGGAGGGAGAGGAUUGACUUGCUUCAGACCAGAUGUGGGAGGUUUGCAUCUGGGAAUCAGCAAAAAGAAGAGGAAAUCCAUGAGCUUCUUUGCAAAACAUCUCCUUGCUCUCUGGCAGAGAUCUGCUGCAUGUCCGUCCUGCAAAACAGCCUCUGGGGCCAGCAGCAAUUCCUUCAUGGACGUUGUGCUCUAGCCAAAAUGCACACACAGCUGCCUUGCAGGGCAACUGCUGUCUUCUCCUGAUCUGUGUUUUGGUAUUAAAUCCCUGGCAGCUG
Messenger RNA from Ficedula albicollis (Collared flycatcher), 3214 nucleotides. RefSeq lists its product as uncharacterized. The record is from RefSeq and is a predicted model, not a curated record. The transcript is spliced from 10 exons. Gene Ontology annotation, biological process: adenylate cyclase-activating G protein-coupled receptor signaling pathway; cell surface receptor signaling pathway. Bases 610 to 2535 code for a protein of 641 amino acids. NCBI's taxonomy places the organism in Eukaryota, Metazoa, Chordata, Aves, Passeriformes, Muscicapidae. Gene Ontology annotation, molecular function: G protein-coupled receptor activity. Gene Ontology annotation, cellular component: membrane.